AUGCACUACUCGCGCAUCAUGCCUCCUCCGGGCGACCACCGAUACUUUCCCUCGACCGCCGUCUUCCUCCACGAGCUCAUCAAGCUGGCCGUUUCCCUCACGCUGGCCUUGUACGAGGGCUCCAAGACGCUGGCGCCCAGCACGCCUGCCACGGUGCUGUUUGAGCAGAUUUACAAUGCCAUGUUUGCGGGCGACGGGUGGAAGCUGAUUGUGCCGGGCGUGUUUUACACGCUGCAGAAUAUCCUGCAGUAUGUGGCCAUUGAGAACCUGGAUGCUGUGCAUUUUCAGGUUCUGUACCAGCUCAAGAUCCUUACCACGGCGCUCUUCAGCGUCUAUCUCCUGAGCCGCCCCCUCGGCCUCAAGCGCUGGCUCUCGCUUGUUGUCCUGACACUAGGCGUCUCCAUCGUCUCUCUGCCUGGAUCGACCGCCAUUGGCAGUGCCUCUAGCUCCAGCCCCCUACUUCACGGCAUGCCGGACCACUUCUUCCCUCGAUCCGGCCAUGAGCUGGGCCACGCCGUCGUCGAAGACGCAGCAGCGCAUCUCACUCGCCGCUCCGCCACCUAUCAAGGCAUCGACAACGAUCUUCACCCCGUCGAGCCCUCCGUGAACUACUCCCUCGGCGUGACUGCAGUUCUCGUCGCGGCGGCGGUUUCCGGGCUCACGGGCGUCUAUUUCGAGAAGCUGCUCAAGGAGAGCCCCUCUCAAGCCAGCGUGUGGGUGCGCAAUCUGCAGCUGAGCUUCUAUUCCAUGAUUGCUGCUCUCGUCGGCGGCGUCAUGUGGCAGGACGGCGCCGGGAUUCGCGAGCACGGCUUUUUCGAGGGUUACAAUGCGGUUGUGUGGGCGACGGUCGUGCUACAGGCGGUUGGGGGGUUGCUGGCCAGCCUGGUCAUUCGCGAUGCCGACAACAUCAUCAAGAAUUUUGCGACGAGCAUCAGCAUCAUACUGAGCUUCCUCGUCAGCGUGUGGCUCUUUGAAUUCAAAGUGACUCUUACGUUUCUUUUGGGUACGAUGCUCGUGCUGCUCGCCACGUACUUGUAUAGCGUAGCAGAGGAGAAAUUCGCUCGAAACCGCCCGCCCGCGAUCCGUGUCGCAACAUUUGAGAAGCCCGCCAUCGAGCACCUCCUGACACCAGUUGGCACACCCCGCUUGGGGCCCGCGAAACACUUCAAGUCUGUCGAGCCGUUUGAUGUCAAGGGCUUGGGUUCGACGUCCAGCCGGCCCAGUAGCCCCAUGUUUGCCCGGCCGGCGAGUCGUCUAGCUUCACAGAAGGAGCUGUGA
Molecule: messenger RNA, 1278 nt
Organism: Trichoderma aggressivum f. europaeum
Lineage: Eukaryota; Fungi; Ascomycota; Sordariomycetes; Hypocreales; Hypocreaceae
Exons: 3
Coding region: 1-1278 (425 amino acids)
Biological process (GO): pyrimidine nucleotide-sugar transmembrane transport
Cellular component (GO): Golgi membrane
Molecular function (GO): UDP-galactose transmembrane transporter activity
Source: RefSeq, a predicted model, not a curated record